Messenger RNA from Ectocarpus sp. CCAP 1310/34, 1509 nucleotides. The record is from the annotation of a GenBank genome assembly. Lineage: Eukaryota; Phaeophyceae; Ectocarpales; Ectocarpaceae.
UUGCACUGGCUUCCGCCAUAUCUGUGCUGUGUGGUUGUCUCUACCAAGUUUGUAGCAGCCGAGCUCGCCGGCCACGCUUUGGAAGAGCAAUGUCACAUCCGCAGUACGGCAAGGCGUCCUACUGGGACGAACGGUACACCCAGGACCCGGAGAUCUUCGACUGGUACCAGCGCUACUCCGGGCUGAAGGAUUGGAUAUCGCAGUACGUUCGUAAGGACGACAACAUUCUUAUGGUGGGCUGUGGCAACUCUCGGCUGAGCGAAGAAAUGUUCGACGACGGCUUCACGACACUCACAAAUAUCGACGUCUCGAGGGUGGUAGUCGAGCAGAUGAUCGCUCGAUACAGGGACAAACCAGCUCUCAUGUGGUCGAGGAUGAACGUGUGCGCCCUGGACUACCCGGACGAAUCUUUCAACGCUGUGAUCGACAAAGGCACCCUAGAUUCGGUGCUGUGCGGAGAGGGCUCCACCGCGAACGUCGCCAAGAUGUGCAUGGAGAUCUCGCGAGUGCUCAAGCCCAACGGCGUCUACUUCAUCUGCUCCUACGGCGUGCCGGACAACCGCCUUCAGUACUUGGAAAAUGACGACUACAGCUGGACCGUCACGGUGCACACCAUCCCCAAGCCCACCAUUUCCGCCGCGGCUGUGCCCGACACACGGGAUGCAGAGAGCGUCCACUACCUCUACGUGUGCAAGAAGGGCGGUACCGCGGAGGAGGGCGCAUGACCCCCCCAAAGUGACGACCGGCCCCAGUAUGGCCCUUAUGUUCCGUCCCCACCGAUUCUGCUGGAGUUUUCGGCGUUAAAGCUGUGCUGGUGAUAUGUAGUCGAGAGGGUGGGGAUGGUGCCCACGCCUACGUUUUGCUGCCGUUUGGAUAUUAAAUGAUCGGAAAAUGGCCGAAGGGGCAAGGGAAGAGGUUGGCAUGAGAGGGCAAGGCUAACCAACGAUGGAUUUUGAUUUGUGCUGCCACAUGCGCAGGGCGAGCCCGUAAUUAUAUCAUCGCGGCACGCGUCGGCACGCGCAUCGUGUUGUUGGAAGCGUUGUAUCGCGUUUUGUUGGCGGCAAAUGAGCGAGCGAGAGGUUGGUCAACCUUUCGUAGAUGCUCUGUCUCGUGAGUACGUGUCAUGUUUGUACUACUGUAACUGUGGUCUUCAAAUAUUUUUGUAGAUCCACGAAGGUGAACGGACGUAUCUUGUAAAGUAGGAGUAGGAUAGGAGGCAAAAAAUUGCCGCCGAGCUGCGACUUCCCGAACGCAGCCGCACGUUGGAUAUUGAGCUUUCUUUUGCUGUGGUGUGUCGUGACACUCGGAUCGCCAGGAGGUGAACUACUAUUGCUGUCGUUACAGCAGUCGGGCUACGGUUGAAACUUGCCUCACCAAGGAGACACUCGGCUCGUUGUUCUAUAGAUGUUCGCAAAGUGUUAUAAGUUGUUGCCAGUAGUCGCCACUGCUGUUGGGGCGCGCUCCUGUUUGAAGUGGAAGAAACACCGGAUGAUACUCGAGCGGCAUAAG